This is a messenger RNA of Corticium candelabrum, 2920 nucleotides long. RefSeq lists its product as uncharacterized. Bases 25 to 2565 code for a protein of 846 amino acids. Gene Ontology annotation, biological process: arabinan catabolic process; xylan catabolic process. Gene Ontology annotation, cellular component: plant-type cell wall. The transcript is spliced from 23 exons. The record is from RefSeq and is a predicted model, not a curated record. Gene Ontology annotation, molecular function: alpha-L-arabinofuranosidase activity; xylan 1,4-beta-xylosidase activity. Lineage: Eukaryota; Metazoa; Porifera; Homoscleromorpha; Homosclerophorida; Plakinidae.
UGCUUAUCCGGGAUAGUGUAAGUCAUGUUUCGGUCAGCGUCCUUGCUUUUGCUGUUUACUGGUGUGCAGCUGACGUUCUGCGAGACGGAAAUCUUGCAAUUUUGGAAAUGCAAGGACAGCGACACUCAGCGCUGGACGAAAACCGACGAUAAUUUGCACACACGGUUAGAUCACGGCUGCGCAGGUGGAGAGUGCCAGAGCGAGACGGCGUUUGCUGUUCGAGGCUCCGCUGUUGUUGAUACGACGACGAGAUUGUGCGCCGACUGCUCUCCAUACGUGGAAAAGCGAGAAUGGAGACUAGAAAUGCGAGAGUGCACAAAUUCAAAGUCUCAGCAAUGGCUCUUGAGUGGAAACAAAAUGCACUGUGCCGCUGUUGGCAGUGACAUGUGCCUAGAUGUUGGAGCCACUCCAACGUGUGCCGACAAACCAUUCAGCACAUUUCCAUAUUGCAAUCCAGACUUAACGUUUAUUGAUCGAGCUAAAGAUAUUGUGAGCAGAUUGACUGUUGAUCAGAAGAUCUCUCAGCUGGGAAAUGGGGCUGCUGGUGUCCAGUCUGACAACGUGUCUAUUAAUGCUUAUCAGUGGUGGUCUGAGGCUCUUCAUGGUGUGGCUGGCUCUCCUGGGGUACACUUUGGUGGAAAUCUGUCGCAUGCUACUUCAUUCCCACAAGUCAACACAUUAGGAGCGACGUUCAACAAGACUCUGUGGCACACAAUGGGAAGUUAUAUUGCAACCGAAUGUCGAGCGUUUGCAAACCAAGGCCAAGCUGGUCUCACAUAUUUUGCUCCGAACAUCAACGUGUACAGAGAUCCACGAUGGGGUCGUGGUCAGGAAACCCCAGGAGAAGAUCCCUAUCUUACUGCCAACUAUGCUGAAGCGUUUGUAUCAGGAAUGCAGAGUGGGGAAGAUGCAAGGUAUUUCAAAGUGAUCACAACAUGCAAACAUUAUGACGCAUACGAUCUUGAGAAUUGGAACAAGACUGAUCGUCAUCACUUUAAUGCUGUCGUUUCUGCUCAAGACCUGGUUGAGACGUAUCUGCCGGCUUUCGAGUCGUGUGUGAGGCGUGCUCAUGGAGCAAGCAUUAUGUGCAGCUACAAUGCAGUCAAUGGCGUUCCAAGCUGUGCAAACGACUUCCUUCAGAAUAAGAUUGUUCGCGACGAGUGGGGCUUUAAUGGAUACAUUGUCAGCGAUUGUGGGGCCAUUAAUGACAUCAUGUCAUCUCACCAUUACACCGACACUCCAGAGGCGACUGUGGCAGCAGGUCUAAAAGGAGGAUGCGAUCUCGACUGUGGUGGGUUUUACCAGAAGAACGGAAAGGCUGCAAUAGACAAGAAGACGAUCAGUGAGGCAGAUCUCGAUCUUGCCGUGAUGAGGCUAUUCGAGCAUCGUAUUCGUUUGGGAGAGUUUGAUCCUCCCGAUGAGCAACCAUAUCGUAAAAUAGGAACCGACGCUGUGGCUACAGACAAUCACAAUCAGUUGGCUUUGGAUGCCGCCAGGCAAGGAAUCGUUUUGCUGAAGAAUGAGAAUGGGACGUUGCCAUUGAGCAAGACAGUCAAGGUGGCAUUGAUUGGACCAAAUGCCGAUGCUACUGGAACUAUGCAAGGAAAUUAUCACGGUACCGCUCCGUUUCUUAUCAGUCCGAUGAUGGGCAUUCAGAAAUUGGGUGUCAAUGUGACAUAUCAGCAGGGAUGUGAUGUGAAGUGUUCCAGUACAUCUGGCUUUGAUGCUGCCGUGAAUGCAGCGAAAGAGAGCGACGUUGUCAUCCUCGUUCUCGGGUCAGACAACAGCAUUGCCAGUGAGGGUCACGACCGUACCACUCUCGUUCUUCCCGGCAAUCAAGAGAAACUGCUAGAGGAGGUGAAGGCCGCAUCGAAGGGACCGCUAAUUGUCGUGCUGAUGUCGGGUGGUCCAUACGACAUCUCAUAUGCAAAGACCAACGCUCAGGGAAUUCUGUGGGUCGGGUACCCGGGUCAAGCCGGUGGUCAAGCAAUAGCAGAGGUUCUAUUUGGAGACUACAACCCCGGUGGACGCUUGCCAGUAACAUUUUAUCCGGCUGAUUAUGUCAAUCAGAUUUCGUUCUUUGAUAUGGGAAUGCGAUCACCUCCCGGACGGACAUACAAGUUCUACACAGGAAUGCCAAUUUAUUGGUUUGGUGACGGCAUGAGUUACACGACGUUUUCGUAUAAAUGGCAAGAUAAGUUGGUGUCUUCGAUUGAUAUGAGUAUCGAUGAGAUGAUGGCAGAUGGGGUGCCACCGUAUAAUGUAACUGUGACGAAUACGGGAAAGAUGAUGGGAGACGACGUCGUGCUGGCAUUUGUCAACUCAACAGCUCCUGGUGCACCGCAGAGAGAGCUGAUUGGAUUCGAGCGUGUCACACUUGCUCCAGGAAAGUCGCAGAAUGUCUUCUUCGCUGUCUCUGCCACGACUUUCUCUAUUGUCAACAGUGAUGGUCGCCGGGUUAUCCAUCCAGCAUCGUACAGCAUCACUGUUGGAGACUUAGUUCAUACGGUUAACCUAAAAGGUGAGACAACCAUCCUUGCCGAACACCCAUUCAAGAAGUGGUGAUGUUAUGACAUGAUUUGGUGUCAAGUUUUAGUGUUUCUUUUGCUUCUGUACUUGGGUUCUAAGUUUUUUUCUUAUUGUUUGUCAGUUACUGCAACUGUGUGGCAACCUUUUGUGUUUGAUGGUAUAUUUGUACGAGAUGUAGUCUGCAGAGCCAUUCUAAUUUUUUUGUUCUGCUUUUGUAUACGUCCAACAGGUCAGGUUUUAGUGUUUAAUUAAAAUGAAUUGCGGCUCGAUGUCACCAAAAUGUGUAGUCGUCCAGUUUUUUCCACGCAUCAUUCCCGAUGCCUGACAAAUGACAUGUCAGAUAUUUAGUCUUUACCCCUUCAUUUUGUGGUUUGAUUUGGUAUGCUUAAAC